AUGCAUCGCUUCACCGAUAUAGAAUCAACUUCUAAACGAUUACCACCUGUUUAUGGCUAUCUAGCUGAUCAAUUACUACCUUUAAAAGAAGCUAUCAAACCCAUCUUAUCUCAAAUUGAUCAGUUGGAAGAUUUUAGCACACUAGCGAGAAAUAAAUGUCAUUUUCCUUCUGAACAUGGUCUUACUCGUGAUGAAUCAGCUGCAAUUUACCUUUACACAAUGGAAUGGGGAGGCAAUAGUUUCUACCAAGUUAUUAAUCGUGCUCUUCGUGCUGAAGAUCGAUCUUCUUUAGAGCCGUGGUUCGCUUAUCUUAAGCUAUUUGAUUCUGCCGUACAAAAGUUACCUACUCUUCGAAAGAAUCUAUGGCGUGGUGUUCCAGAAGAUAUUACGAGACUCUUUAAGAAAGGCGAUGAAUUUAUAUGGUGGACGAUCAGCUCAUGUUCAACAUCACUUAGUACUAUUCAGCAUUUUCUUGGAUCCAAGUCAACAGUAUUCUUAAUUGAAGCAAUCAACGGAAAAGAUAUCUCAAAAUAUACCAAUUUUCCAGCUGAAACUGAAGUAGUUCUUUGCCCAGGUACCCGACUUCGUGUGAAAGGUGAUCCACUAGAUCAUUCACCAAUGCAUUUAAUCCAUCUAGAAGAAAUUACUUGUGAUCACAAGGAAGAGCAACCUUUCACCUUUCAACAAACAACACCAAACACGUUCACUACUCACACUGAUUCAUUUGGCAAUAAAUACCAAGGACAAAUCAAAGAUGGAAAAAAGCACGGUGAAGGGAAAAUAGAUCAUACAGAUGGUUCUCACUACGAGUCCUUCUAUUCAAAAAUUAUUUCUCAAUGUCAUUUUUAUUGA
Adineta steineri is the source of this 852-nucleotide messenger RNA. The record is from the annotation of a GenBank genome assembly. NCBI's taxonomy places the organism in Eukaryota, Metazoa, Rotifera, Eurotatoria, Adinetida, Adinetidae.